GUUUAUCAUCCCCGCGUUGCAUCCAUCCUUGUAAGACUAUUCCUCCGUGCGAGCGAUUGACGAGCCAGAAUUGGAUAGCUAGACGCCAAACGCACUGCCGCCGCAUUCACGCUUCCGAAAUGGCGAAUCUCUCGCUGUACACAACGACAGCGUUUCUACUGCUCGACUCGGAUGGAGAUCGAGUGAUCUCAAAGUACUACCAGCCGCCACAUGCCGCCAAUGCGCCGACGGGUCAGCAGGCGGGGUUGCAAGGGCCACCACAGCUGAGCGCGAAGAAUCCAUUCCCUACUGUCAAAGAGCAAAAAUCAUUUGAGCGAGCUGUAUGGGAGAAGACACGAAAGUCGACAGGCGACAUUCUUCUCUACGACUCACAUCUGGUCCUGUUCCGGCCCUCGCUGGAUGUCACACUCUACGUUAUCGGCCCUGGGGAUGAGAACCCUCUGAUGCUUUCAGGGCUCAUGUCGGCCAUCUACGACUCGAUCAGUUUGCUGCUCCGAGGGCAAGUGGAGAAGCGCGCUAUUCUUGAGAACCUAGACCUUGUCACACUAGCGAUUGACGAAUGUGUUGACGACGGCAUCAUCCUAGAGACCGACUCCACAGCCAUCGCAUCACGAGUGUCGCGGCCAAGACCGGACGUGACCGAGCUGCAGAUUAACGAGCAGACCAUCAUGAAUGCCUACUCGACUCUGCGGGACAAAGUCGCGCAGCGGAUCCUACAAAGUUGAAACUCGAUGCUUGCAGCAACCGCUACAUGAGCAUCUCACCCCAUUGUACCAUAGCAAGCCUCUGUCAUUGCCAAACAUCAAUUUUGUGGCUUCCAGCCCAGCUUCACAGGCUCAU
Messenger RNA from Tilletiaria anomala UBC 951, 840 nucleotides. RefSeq names its product putative RET3-coatomer complex zeta chain. The coding region runs from base 120 to 725 and encodes 201 amino acids. The transcript is spliced from 6 exons. Lineage: Eukaryota; Fungi; Basidiomycota; Exobasidiomycetes; Georgefischeriales; Tilletiariaceae. Gene Ontology annotation, biological process: retrograde vesicle-mediated transport, Golgi to endoplasmic reticulum; intracellular protein transport; intra-Golgi vesicle-mediated transport. Gene Ontology annotation, cellular component: COPI vesicle coat. The record is from RefSeq and is a predicted model, not a curated record.